Penicillium alfredii is the source of this 519-nucleotide messenger RNA. RefSeq lists its product as uncharacterized. The transcript is spliced from 3 exons. The record is from RefSeq and is a predicted model, not a curated record. Gene Ontology annotation, biological process: proteolysis. The coding region runs from base 1 to 519 and encodes 172 amino acids. Lineage: Eukaryota; Fungi; Ascomycota; Eurotiomycetes; Eurotiales; Aspergillaceae. Gene Ontology annotation, molecular function: serine-type endopeptidase activity.
AUGCUGAGCCAGAGAGAUAGGCCGGCCCAAGACCAGGGCAGAAAGAGAUAUGUUUCUCGACCACUCCAAAGACUCGAGACACUCGCCGCCAUCCUUGUUACCUCUGCCGGAAAUGAUGGAUCAAGGGAGGGGGACUUGAGCUCCAAGCCCCCCACAUAUUUUGGAACCGAUGACAACGUACUAAUUACCGUUGGCGGCGUGGAAACUGACGGUGACCUGUGGCCGCUCACAACUCCGAAAAAACCUGGCAAACCCGGGUCCAUGACCACCUAUGCUCUGGCCAAAGGAUUUUGGCUCUAUAGCAGCAGCGGAUCACGGGUGUUUAGCAAGUCAGGAACAAGCUACGGGACCCCGGACGUUGUGAGCACCCACCUCUUCAGAGCAUCUUGCCCCGGGCUGCCUGUUGCCUACAACCUGGCUCGAGGGCGCUUUGACUGUGUUGCUGCUCAAAAGCGUGGGGAACCUAACCGCGACCAAUGUGCUGUUCUUAUGCCAUCCACGUACGCUGAGCCAUUCUAA